Molecule: messenger RNA, 399 nt
Organism: Necator americanus (New World hookworm)
Lineage: Eukaryota; Metazoa; Nematoda; Chromadorea; Rhabditida; Ancylostomatidae
Exons: 3
Coding region: 1-399 (132 amino acids)
Biological process (GO): pyruvate import into mitochondria
Cellular component (GO): mitochondrial inner membrane
Source: RefSeq, a predicted model, not a curated record
AUGGGUCCCCCUCAGGUUCUCUAUCGGACCCUAUGCAAAAUCGGUGACAAGGUUGUGUACCCGUUAUUGCCGGGAUUCGCAAAAGCAUCAUGGAAUCAUCCGGCAGGGCCAAAAACUGUGUUCUUUUGGGCUCCCACUAUCAAAUGGGGACUUGUCAUUGCCGGAUUCGCCGAUCUUGCUCGACCCGCGAAUAAACUUUCCGCUUCACAGAACACAGCCCUCAUGUUCACCGGAGCGAUAUGGGCACGAUAUAGUUUUGUAAUUAUACCUGUAAACUAUUAUUUAGCUAGUGUGAAUAUAUUUUUAUUCAUCACUGGAUUUGUGCAACUCUGUCGGAUAGCACAAUAUAGACGUAAUGAAGAGAGAAGGAGGAGCGUCAAUGAUGAAGCUGAAUCCUGA